UUUGAACUUUGCUUUAUUGGAGAGGUGGUCAAACAGGAAAGCGCAGAUGGCUUCAGGAUAGCCAACUGGUCCAGGUUGGGGGCCGGGGGGAGGGGAGAUGGGUGUGGAGAAGGCGCUCUCAGUAUUGGAGUGGGUGAUGGAGAGGCGUGUCCGAACAGUAUAGCUUCUCAGUUGGAGCAAACAGCGGACUGAUGGGGGGAGGGGGGCGGGGUCGUGGAAGAGAAACCCCACGCGUCCUCGUGGCCUCUGCCUUUGAUUUCGCCGCUGGAACUACUCAGGCCAGUUAGCGGGCGGGGGUGGGUCUGCCUUAUCGAGGGUGAGCAGGCGGGUGGCAGGCUCACCCCCACCCUGGAACCAAGAGCUACUCACAUUUCCUCCCCUCGUUUAGGCUGGUGUGCUAGCUCCUUGUGUGGCGGAGAAGAACCUCGCUAUUCAGGACAAGACUUUACUUCUGGGGGGAAGCAGAGAGAGGUGGUCGUCUGUGAGGGGGAGGGCGAAUAGCUGUGGGUGAUGAGACGGGAGCGGGUCUCAGGAAGUGGAGUCUGAAAUGAAGCAGGUUUAGCAGCAUCUAUAAUCAAGCCUCUCCUGGCUUGCGCUGGGGGAAUGCGAGAGCAUAGAAACCCCUAAGGGGCGGCCAGGGGUGGGUGGGAAGAGGGGUGGGGAAUAGGCGGGGGUUAGGGAGGGAGCCCCGCAACUGAGGGGCCUGUGGGUAGGGCCAGACUGGAGGAGGCGGAGCUUCGGAGCAGGAGAGCUAGGGGCCGGGGCUGGAGCCCUAUUGCAGAAGCUUGAGCUCAAACCAGAGUGAGACUCUCGGAGCUAGCGCAGUUCUCUUGACCCAGACCUGAAAGCGCAGAGUCCUGCUACCUUUGGCUCCUGGCCUGCGGUGCUAUCAGACCCUUUCCGUCUUCAUGCUGUCCCCCCCCUGCUCCGGAGCCCCCUGUUCCAAUGUCUCAGACCGAGGCGGACCUGGCUUUGAGAUCCCCGCCGCCUCCCGCUCCUGCCGGGGCUCCCCGCCUCGGCCCGGCACCCCGGCGGAUGCGUCGCUUCUCCGGAAAAGGGGAGCUCCGACCACGCUCCACGCGUUUCAGCCGCCGCAGUUCGGUGGACCUGGGGUUCCUGAGCACUUGGUCUGAGCCCGCCCCGCCCCUCCCUGAUCCCCCGGGCCCUCCGGAUUUAAGUAGUCCGGGUUCCCCCAAGUCUUUACAGCCUAGCUCCGGGGAGCAGGCGGAGGGUGCACCAAACGGGGGUCCUGCAGGAAAGUCAGGAGAUCUAGGGCGUCCGGAACUCUCAGGAUCGGGGGGAGGCCUGGGUUUCGGGGAGAUGCUGCAGAGCCCCGGUGGGGUGGCGCCUGAGAGGCUACGAGAGCAGGAGGAGAAGGAAGAUACGGAGACGCAGGCUGUGGCCACGUCCCCGGACGGCCGCUAUCUUAAGUUCGACAUCGAGAUCGGACGUGGUUCCUUUAAGACUGUCUACAGGGGUUUGGACACAGACACGACGGUGGAGGUCGCUUGGUGUGAACUGCAGACUCGGAAACUGUCUCGGACAGAGAGGCAGCGUUUCUCCGAAGAGGUGGAGAUGUUGAAAGGGCUGCAGCACCCCAAUAUCGUCCGCUUCUACGACUCGUGGAAAUCUGUGCUGAAGGGCCAAGUCUGCAUUGUACUAGUCACAGAACUUAUGACUUCGGGCACGCUCAAGACAUACCUGAGGCGAUUCCGUGAAAUGAAGCCUCGGGUCCUUCAGCGCUGGAGCCGACAGAUCCUGCGUGGGCUGCACUUCCUGCACUCCCGGGACCCCCCUAUCUUGCACCGGGACCUCAAGUGCGAUAACGUCUUUAUUACGGGGCCCACUGGCUCAGUCAAGAUCGGGGACCUUGGCCUAGCCACACUGAAGCGCACUUCCUUUGCCAAGAGCGUCAUCGGGACCCCGGAGUUCAUGGCACCCGAGAUGUACGAGGAGAAAUACGAUGAGGCAGUGGAUGUGUAUGCAUUUGGCAUGUGCAUGUUGGAGAUGGCCACUUCUGAGUACCCUUAUUCUGAGUGCCAGAAUGCUGCCCAAAUCUAUCGCAAGGUCACUUCGGGCACGAAGCCUAAUAGUUUUCACAAAGUGAAGGUUCCAGAACUGAAGGAGAUAAUAGAAGGCUGUAUCCGCACCAAUAAGAAUGAGAGGUUCACCAUCCAAGAUCUCCUGGCUCAUGCCUUCUUUCGAGAAGAGCGAGGUGUACAUGUGGAACUGGCAGAGGAGGACGAUGGGGAAAAGCCGGGGCUGAAGUUGUGGUUGCGAAUGGAGGAUGCCAGGAGGGUUGGCCGUCCUCGAGACAACCAAGCCAUUGAGUUUUUAUUCCAGCUGGGAAGGGAUGCGGCUGAGGAGGUGGCCCAGGAAAUGGUGGCUCUGGGACUAGUCUGUGAAGCAGAUUACCAGCCUGUAGCUAGAGCUGUUAGAGAAAGAGUCGCUGCCAUUCAACGAAAAAGAGAGAAGCUUCGUAGAGCUCGGGAGACAGAGCCACUCCCACCACCCCCGGGACCACCUCCAGUGGUUGCCCCCACAGCUCCUGGUCCCGAAGCUCCCUUUCCCCCUGAACCUGAGGAGCCUGAGGCAGAUCAGCACCAGCCAUUCCUUUUCCGUCAUGCCAGCUACUCCUCUACCACUUCGGAUUGUGAGACUGAUGGUUACAUUAGCUCCUCUGGCUUCAUUGAAACUUCAGACCCAGUGCUGCAGCCCCAUGGAAGAGAACCAUCCAGCCCUGCUGAUCCUCAGAUCUGCCUGCCUUCGGCCUUUGCCUUAUCCAUUCCCCGAUCUGGUCCAGCCAGUGACUUCUCCCCUGGGGAUAGUUAUACUUCAGAUGCAGCAUCAGGACUCAGUGAUGUAGGAGAAGGUCCAGGAAGAAUGAGGAGACCCCCUGGGAGAAGCCCAAAGCGCAGACCUCGAUCCCGCCUACGUGUUACCAGCGUGUCGGACCAGAAUGACCGAGUCGUUGAGUGUCAGUUGCAGACACACAACAGCAAGAUGGUGACCUUCCGAUUCGACUUGGAUGGAGACAGUCCUGAGGAGAUCGCAGCUGCCAUGGUAUAUAAUGAGUUCAUUCUGCCGUCUGAGCAGAGUGGAUUCCUGGGCCGCAUUCGGGAAAUUAUUCAGCGUGUGGAGACCUUGCUAAGGAGAGAAGGGGCCCCUGUGGGGGCCACUGGAGAUGCCCCAACUCCCCAGGAGGAGCCCAUGAUACCGGCUCUCCCUGGCCCCCUCUCACUCCCAGUCAGUGAAACCAAGAACAGUACUUCUCUGGAACAGAAAAACUGGACAUCUUUUCCUUCCUCCCCCUUGUCACCAGGGUAUCCCCUGUCUCCUGGGACCCCCAUUACUCCAGGUCCUUCCUUCCCUGUCACAGCCCCCCACUUACCUAUCACUUCCUCCCCAUAUCCCCUCUCUUCCUCCCAGUUUCCUUCCAGUCCUUCCCAAUUCCCCAACACAUCGUCCCAGCUCCCAAGUCUCUCUUUCCCUCUUAGUCCUCCAUCCCCGUUUCCUCCUAGCCUCUCCCAGUUCCCCAUCCCAUCCUCCCAAUUUCCCCCAAGUCCCUCUUCCUUUCCCUCCACUUCUCCACCCUCACUCUCCCCUAAUUCCUCCCAAUCUCCCAUCAUAUCCUCCCAGUUCCCCCCAAGCCCUUCUUCCUUUCUGCCCAGUUCUCCACCUCCUCCCCUCCUUUCUCUGGCUGGUGCCUUCUCUCUGGCUGUGAUGACUGUGGCUCAGUCCCUGCUAACCCCCCAACCCCAGCUCCUUCCUCGACCUCCAAGCCCUCCUGCCCCUCCACCAAGUCCCCCAGCCCCUCUUGUACCAUGCAGCUUGGAGAGUCUUCCACCACCCAAAGCUGAGGAGCAAAGUGAGGCCACCCCCAGUUCUCAGUCGCUCCAGGUUGAAGCCAGGCUGUCACCCAUCACAGAAGAAGGGAAGCCACAGCUUGUCGGGCGUUUUCAAGUGACUUCAUCAAAGGAGCCAACCGAACCCCUUCUCCAACAGCCAACAGCUCCACCUCCGGGUUCCCCAGAACCUUCCACCCCCCUGCUGGCCCCCGAGAGCUCAGACACAGAGGAUAGUGCUGGAGGAGGGCCAGAGCCUGGGGAGGCUCUAGCAGAGAGCGAUCGGGCAACAGAGGGUCUGGGGCCUGGAGCUGAGGGGGAGGAUGGGGAAGAGGAGAGGGAGCCACGGAUGGGCACCAGCCCCCCUCCUCCAAGCCAACCCAGCCCGGUGUGGUUGAAUUACACAUACAGCAGUAGCCUGUGUCUGAGCAGUGGGGACUCAGAGAGCAGCGGGGAGGAUGAAGUCUGGGCAGAGCUGCAGAAUCUUCGUCAGAAACACCUGUCUGAGGUGGAGACCUUGCAGAUGACGCAGAAGAAAGAGAUUGAGGACCUUUACAGCAGGCUAGGGAAGCAACCCCCCCCAGGCAUAGUGGCUCCUGCUACCAUGCUCUCUAGCCGGCAGCGUCGAAUCUCCAAGGGCAGUUUCCCUGCCUCUCGUAGAAAUAGUCUGCAGCGACCAGAGCCCCCGCCCCCUGGCAUUAUGAGAAGGAAUUCUUUAAGCGGCAGCAGCGCUGGCUCUCCAGAACAGCGACCAAGCAAGGGGGUGACAUUCGCUGGGGAUUUUGGCAGGAUGUGAGUCCAGAAGCAAAGCAAUGUGGGACCGGGGUAGAGCUGAUGCCUUCAGGACCUGGUUGAUCAGUCUAACUCAGCAUACUACACCAAGCUGGAGUGGCAGUGUGGUGUGGUGUUUGACAUCAGGAGUCACCUGGAUCGCAAUCCUCUCUCUGAUACAGUGUGCCCAACGGGCUAGUCACUUUUAACUCUGUGCCUCCAUUUUCUCAUCUGUAGUAAUAGUUAUAAUGGCUCACAGGGUUGUGAGGACCAAAGGAAAUGCCUGGACAGUGCUUUGCACAUCUUAAAAGUGCUACAUAAAUAUGUUAAGUGUCAGCUAUCACAAUGAUCACAUCCCAGGAAUAGGGAUGGAGAACCGGGGGAGAAUACCUCUACCCUAUCAAAUGAGACAAAAUUUGUAAAGCAUUUUACAAGCCUUAAAAUCCUAUAUAAAUGCUAAUUAUUACUAUCAAAAAAGAGCAGCUGAAGAGACUUUUGCAGUGUGGAGUGUGAACCCUAGGGCUUCCAAGCACCAACCACUAAAACUACCCAAGGUUGCUUGCUUGUGGAGAACUUCCCUGUUCAAUUCCCCCAGCCAAAGGCUGGGAACACUGUCAGACUUGUACAGAAGCCAAUAAAAAUAUUGGAAAUGAG
This is a messenger RNA of Phascolarctos cinereus (koala), 5270 nucleotides long. It is a transcript of the gene WNK4, whose product is annotated as WNK lysine deficient protein kinase 4. Lineage: Eukaryota; Metazoa; Chordata; Mammalia; Diprotodontia; Phascolarctidae. Gene Ontology annotation, molecular function: ATP binding; protein serine/threonine kinase activity. The record is from RefSeq and is a predicted model, not a curated record. Gene Ontology annotation, biological process: protein phosphorylation.